AUGUACAUUCCCAGCAUUCCCGCCCGGCAGCUGCUGGCUGCUCGAAGCGCCAGCAUGUCUGGCACCACCACCGCGGGCAUCGGGGUCGCUUUCGCUGUCGGCGGUUCGAUUUUGGCUUUCGUAUUCAUCUUCGUCAUGGUUCGGCGGCUGCGCAUUCGAGAAGCUGAGCCCAGGCUGCUGCCGGGGAGGUACAUGAAGAACCUGUGGUGGAAAUGGACACCACGGUCGCGAGGAGGAUUCAACCGCAGCAGGCAAAUGACAACAACCCUCACCGCAGACCUCUCCUCAAGCGCAGGCCCUGUCUCGAACAAUGACACCACAACCUCCAAUCCACCCCAGCGUGGCCAAUCAAUCCGCUCCAUAAUCACAUUGCCGUCUUAUAGCCGCCUACCCAAAGAAGAAGAACAAGUCAUCGCCCGCGAAGGCGAGCGCGAAGGAAUGGACAUGGUGGUUGAAUUCCCGGAAACAAACGAUGAAGAAGAAAACCGUCGUGAAGAAGAGAUGGAAUCUCUGUAUCAAAUCCGCUUGCGACGCCGCGAGGAACUCGCUGAUCGAGACGAGAGGCGUCGAUUGAGGCGAGAAGCGCGUGCGGCGGGUGAUACGGAGCGUUUACAGCAGUUGAGUAGGGAUAGUCUUGCAGUCAGAGCGGCGAAUGCGGACAGGCCCAGUGCGAGUGCGAUGUUGGCGGAGCAUCAGAACCGAGGUCGACAUCGGAGGAUUUCGUCGGUUACUUAUGCGGAGAUUGGGCAUGUAAGGCACGACGGGUCACGGAUUCGUGCCAAUUCGAAUGAUUCGGAUCAGCGGCCGUUGCUUGAUACGGCACGUCAGUCGACACAGUCGAUUUUUACCAUGCAAAGUCAGGCCCGGUCCUCUGUGUCGGGGAUUAGUACAUUGACUGCCAGUAUACAUUCCGGAGACGACGACACUCCACCAAGUGAGGUGGCGAUCGAGGACGGAGAUCUAAGUAACGCACAUAUUCCACCGCCAAGCUACGACUAUGAUGACUGGGGCGAUGCUCCGGCGUAUGAGAGUCCUAUUGCAAGGACUCGGGGAGAAGCAGAGCAUUCCUUGCUGUCGCAGACGCUCCCUCAGAUUCGCAUUGACACUGCCAGUCCUGCGAAUAGCACGCUUGUUUCCCCGGCCGUUGUAGCUCCUGCCGCUCACCAACAUGUUUGA
Molecule: messenger RNA, 1176 nt
Organism: Talaromyces amestolkiae
Lineage: Eukaryota; Fungi; Ascomycota; Eurotiomycetes; Eurotiales; Trichocomaceae
Exons: 3
Coding region: 1-1176 (391 amino acids)
Source: RefSeq, a predicted model, not a curated record